This is a messenger RNA of Neopsephotus bourkii (Bourke's parrot), 1350 nucleotides long. It is a transcript of the gene CCDC30, whose product is annotated as coiled-coil domain containing 30. Bases 91 to 1347 code for a protein of 418 amino acids. NCBI's taxonomy places the organism in Eukaryota, Metazoa, Chordata, Aves, Psittaciformes, Psittacidae. The transcript is spliced from 9 exons. The record is from RefSeq and is a predicted model, not a curated record.
CAGUUGAUACUGGAAGAACUUGCCCAGCUAAACCAAGGUGUUCUGGCUACCCAGGAGCAGGGAGACAGCGUGCUUGGAGACACCUUGAGGAUGAACCAAGGCUUGGCACAGGGAGGGAAGGGGUUUCCCGUGUUGCAGAGCUCUGUGGGCAGUUCAGAUGGGAGCGUUAAACAGGCUCUGACCCAUGAGAGCCUCCAGCAGCAGGAGGAGAAGCUGCAGCAGCUCCGGCAGGACCUGCGCCGCGUCCAGAACUUGUGCAGCUCAGCCGAGAGGGAGCUGAGGUACGAGAGGGAGAAGAACAUCGACUUCCAGAAGCAAAACCUCUUGCUCCAACAGGAAUGCACCAAGGUCAAAGCCGAGCUGAAGCAAGCCCAGGCAAAACUCUUGGACACAACAGAAACAUGCUCCGCUCUCACUGCCCAGUGGGAAAGAAGCCAGCAGAAGGUCAAAGAACUCGAACAGGAGCUCUUGAAGUGCUCCCAGGCUGACAAAGUGCAGAGCAGGCUGCAAGAGAAGCUUGCACAGGAGAAAUCCAAAGUGUGCGAAGCACAAAAGAAGAUCUCAAAACUCCAGCAAAAGCUGAAGGAUUCCCAGCACCAGCUCCUGCUGGCAGAGGCCCACGUUUCAGACAAGAAACUCCUGGAGGAGGAACUGAAGGAGGCCCGAGAAAAUGAAGCUCGUGUGCAGCAAGAACUCCAUGAGGAGCAGCUGAAAAGGAAGCUCCCGGAGCAGCAGGUGGAGAUGCUGCAGCAGCAGCUCCGGCAUUCCCAGGAGAAGGAGGCAUCGCUGGCCAAGAUGCACGUGGAGCUGCAGGCCAAGACUCUGCACGUCCUGGACAGUGAGAGGAAAACCGACCCGAGCGAGCACCUCCAGUGCCAGAAGGAGAACCAGAAGCUUUCGGAGCAGCUCACUCUGCUGAAGGAGGAAAACAAAGCCCUUUAUGAGGAAGGAGUCCGGAUCCUGAGCCAGAAGGAUCUGUGUGUCAGGAAGUACAAUGAAACGCAGCUCCGGCACAAAGCCAAGAUCCGCAGGGCCAAGGAGACCUUUAUCCACGAGGUGAAGCAAAGGGACAGCAGGAUCAAGCAGCUUGAAAAUGAGCUCAGCGAGUCAAAGCUCCAAGUGGAAAGGGGGAAGAUGCUGGUGGCUCAGAUCACUGCUGAGAAUGAGAAACUCCUCCAGGAAAGACGACGGCUCCUGCAGAAGGUCACUGACCAAGAGGAGACCCUGUGGAGCAACCGCUCCAUGAUUGCCACCCUGCAGAGCAGGACUGGAAGAGCAUCACCUCCUCCGAACGCCGUCUGCAGAGCAAGGUGUUGCCAUCUCCCCAUCCCAGGUACUGUGGAGUAAAAG